AUGGGAACCAGAGACGAUGAGUACGACUACCUGUUCAAAGUUGUCCUGAUCGGAGACUCUGGAGUGGGGAAGAGUAACCUCCUCUCGCGUUUCACCAGGAACGAGUUUAACCUUGAGAGCAAGAGCACGAUUGGAGUGGAGUUUGCCACACGCAGCAUUCAGGUCGACGGGAAAACUGUCAAGGCUCAGAUCUGGGAUACUGCAGGACAGGAGCGGUACCGGGCCAUCACCUCCGCUUACUACCGUGGGGCUGUAGGGGCGCUGUUGGUCUAUGACAUCGCCAAACACUUGACGUAUGAAAAUGUGGAGCGGUGGUUGAAGGAGCUGCGGGACCACGCUGACUCCAACAUUGUCAUCAUGUUAGUGGGAAACAAGAGCGACCUCCGCCAUCUACGGGCCGUGCCCACGGAUGAGGCCCGAGCCUUUGCUGAGAAGAACGGUUUAUCUUUCCUGGAGACGUCUGCGCUGGACUCCACUAAUGUUGAGACUGCAUUCCAGACCAUCCUCACAGAGAUCUACCGCAUUGUGUCUCAGAAGCAGAUGUCCGAACGCCAGGAGAGCGACAUGUCCCCAAGCAACAACGUGGUCAACAUCCAGAUCAUCAGCCGCAAACAGACCACACCGCCGGACCAAACCAUCAGCCCUCCUGCCCUAACAAAAAUCGCAUCUCUGGACCCUCCCUGGACCCACACCACUUCUUCGGACCCCCGCAGUCCUCAUAACGACUUUUGCUCCUCAAUCAGUGCACAAACCGAGAUGAUUGUUUUACUGUAUAUUGCCGUUUUAAAACAACCCUCUGUCAACCCUGUGUUUCCCUGUGUCUGGGGUUUUCUAAUCAGUAAAUACACCCUUUGA
Messenger RNA from Knipowitschia caucasica, 855 nucleotides. The record is from the annotation of a GenBank genome assembly. Lineage: Eukaryota; Metazoa; Chordata; Actinopteri; Gobiiformes; Gobiidae.